Molecule: messenger RNA, 537 nt
Organism: Aspergillus alliaceus
Lineage: Eukaryota; Fungi; Ascomycota; Eurotiomycetes; Eurotiales; Aspergillaceae
Exons: 2
Coding region: 1-537 (178 amino acids)
Source: RefSeq, a predicted model, not a curated record
AUGUUUCUGACACUGAUGACCUUCCUUUGGGAACUCGGCUCCCCCCUCGCCGUUCGCAUGCCCUGCCAUGUCCAAGAUGCAGCUCACACUUUCUAUGGGUUUCCCGACAAUGACCCUCCUGGCGGUGCGAUUGCAUAUGAUUGUGGGCGAGGUUUGGCCGCUGGAGGAGUGGGGACCUUCAACGACCCGUUGACCUUUGCCUCGGCCCCUGGCGAGUUUGACAUAUGUGAAACCAUCUACGACCCUUAUUUGCGCAAGUAUCUACGCAUGGAGGACUACUGCAACACAUGCACUCGGAAUUGGGGCAAGAGGAUUUGGAAUAUCGAUGUGUGGACAGGAUCUACUACCGUCAACGGAGGAAACGAUCAGCUCGAAUGUGAGAACAAGCUGACCCCGAUGCCUCAACACAAGCCCAUCAUCCGGAGGCCAGGGCCCGAUCUACCUACCGACAGUACACCCCUCUUUGUUACGAUGAACAAGUCUAUUUGCAAUGUUGAGAGCAUAUUUCACAGCUACGUGGCCCAGAGCUUCUGCUAA